Molecule: messenger RNA, 1339 nt
Organism: Aedes aegypti (yellow fever mosquito)
Lineage: Eukaryota; Metazoa; Arthropoda; Insecta; Diptera; Culicidae
Gene: Tsen2
Product: tRNA-splicing endonuclease subunit Sen2
Exons: 2
Coding region: 262-1266 (334 amino acids)
Biological process (GO): tRNA-type intron splice site recognition and cleavage; tRNA splicing, via endonucleolytic cleavage and ligation
Cellular component (GO): tRNA-intron endonuclease complex
Molecular function (GO): nucleic acid binding; tRNA-intron lyase activity
Source: RefSeq, a predicted model, not a curated record
ACAUAAGAAUUCCCAAAUCAUCGGUUACGACCGUUAUGAUCGUUACGACUGACAACCGAAGGCGUUACUUUUUGAUUUGCGGUCUGCUAAACGCACUCCAGUCAGUCCAGUCGAAUGUUUUUGUUUUCAAAUUUUCCGCGAGUUUCAAUGCUGCAGGAACGCUUAAAUUUACCGUUUUUGUGAAAUUUUGUCCGUGAUUUUGUGCAAAAAAUAUGUAUUUAAUCUGAAAACGUUAAUUUACAUUAUUGUGCUCCAUCAGUAAUGAGGCGCCACACGCAGUGCCCGAUCUCCAAGGAGAAAAAACACACUUCGCCGAAUCUUGCAUUCGUGGAACCGUUGCCGGUGACUUCCCGUGCCAGCAAACCUGAUGAACGAAUCGUGGCAAUCUUCACUGGGCUUACCGUGGAAGUUUGUGAUCCGGCCGGCAUAGAAAAACUGGCCCUCGGAGGAUGUUUUGGUCAGGGGACACUUUCGCGAUCGUUUCCCAAGGCGAUACGAGAGGGUGGGUAUGAAAAUAGUGGCGAAUUACCGGUGGUGAGGAGAAGAGUUUUGAAACGGCGGGAAGAUUGGCACCGGAAGUACGGAACGAAGGGUGACAGCAGUGCCGCGAGGGUACGUGUGUUGGAAGAGGAAGUGGAAAAGCAGCUGCAGAGUGGAGCCAUUUCGCAACGGCAGUUGAAAUAUGCCGUGGUGGAAACGAAAGUGAAUCCGUUUUCCGUUCCGGAACAUUUAAGUCUCUUGUUCGAAGAAUCGUUGUUUUUAGUGAGGGAAUUGAAAUGUUUGGAAGUGCGGACGUUUGAGGGUGUUGUUUUGUCUGAGGAAGACCUGUUGAAAAGGUUUUCAAAAUUAAAUAGUAAUUUCCUAGCACUGUAUGUGGCGUACCACUACAUGAAGUCGAAAAAUUGGAUCAUCAAAAGUGGACUCAAAUUCGGUGGUGAUUUCAUUCUUUACCAAAAGGGCCCGCAGUUCUUCCACGCAUCGUACAUCGUUCUGGUGCAACCCUACCGGAACGGGGAAAGGCUUCCACAAUGCAGCAGCCACUACUUGGACCAUUUCGAUUUCCAAGGCUUCAAUCGCAUUGCCGAAACCACUGCCAAAGAUUUGCUCAUCUUGGAAGUUCAUUUCCCGUGCGAUCUGGACCCAAGUGACUUUGUGGGUGGUUUGGAUCGGCUGAACGAGUUCAAAGUCAGCGAAAUGUUCCCGAAGCACCACAACUUAGCGGCCAAUCGGAUUAGUCAUCAGGCAAGCACCUCGAGCUGUAAGUAGUCCAACACUAGUAUCUACUUAUGUCUAUCACGAAGAUUUUUUAACAAACAAUAAGACACCCUCAAAAUCCCUA